CUCAACACAUCAGUCCCCUGAAGACGAAUGGAGCCCAUUGAGGAUGCUGCUGUGUCCUCUGUGCGUGUGAGCAGCAGCGCCCUCAGUUCCGCGCGCACCCUCGAGUUGAGGAUGAAGACACAGAACAUCAGGACCCUCUCGCUCGUCCUGUCUAUUGUUUUCUACCUGCUUAUAGGAGCCACCGUCUUUAACGCACUAGAGUCGGAAAGUGAGAGUUCAAGGACAGGAGCACUGGGGCAGAAACUGAACGAGUUGGGGGAAAAGUAUGGCUUCACCGAGGAUGACUACCGGGAGAUCGAGAAAGUGGUGCUCCUGUACGAGCCGCACCGAGCCGGGAGGCAGUGGAAGUUCGCCGGUUCUUUUUACUUUGCCAUCACUGUUAUCACCACGAUUGGUUAUGGCCAUGUUGCUCCUCGCACGGAUGCUGGCAAGACCUUCUGCAUGCUUUAUGCAGUCUUGGGCAUUCCUCUGACACUGAUCAUGUUCCAGAGCCUGGGCGAGAGAAUCAACGCCUUUGUCCGCUACCUCCUGCGCCGAGCCAAGCAGGGCCUGGGCUUACAGAGGACAGAGGUGUCCAUGGGGAACAUGGUCCUGGUAGGUCUGCUGUCCUGCAUGAGCACUCUGUGCAUCGGGGCUCUGACCUUCUCCCAGUUUGAGGACUGGACCUUCUUCAACGCCUACUACUUCUGCUUCAUCACGCUCACCACCAUCGGCUUUGGGGAUUUUGUGGCUCUGCAGAAGAAAGAUGCUCUGGGGGAGCAACCCCCUUAUGUGGCUUUCAGCUUCAUGUACAUUUUGGUUGGGCUAACAGUUAUUGGAGCUUUUCUCAAUCUGGUGGUGUUGAGGUUUCUCACUGUGAGCUCAGAUGAGCCUGAUGUGAGGCCCGAGGCAGGAGGGGAGGAGCAGGGACCACGGUCUAAGGACACACAGGAAGACAGGGAUAUGUUGAACACUGAAGCAGAAACUGCUGAGCUGGGGUACAAAGACAGAGAAGCAGGACAAAAUAGACAUCACAACCUGCCAAUGGAGGGCAGCACCAGCUCCAUGGACCUCCUCCCUUCUGCAGAGGAGCGCAAGCUUAUAUCUGAGCAGAGAGAGCACUCUGAGCUCCCUGCUCCCAACAGACUCACCGCCUUGUUCUCCCGCAUCUGCUGUGGCCCGUACAUCUAUGACAGCCCCCCUACAUCUUAUUGUGAUGAGGACUGCGGCCACAGCAACCCCAUCUUCUACAAUUCCAUCUCCUACAGGGUGGAGCGGGCCUUGUGCAGCUCCUGCACAGUGUCGUCACAGGUCUCUCCCAGCAGUGCAGCUCUGUGCCUGGACAAGGACAAUCCUCACACCCGAAGGAAAUCAAUCUAACUCUGUGAACUCUUGACUCAGAUUCUAAGUGGCUUUUGUUUACCUUUUUUCUCACCACAGAACAGAUAAAA
Messenger RNA from Monopterus albus (swamp eel), 1430 nucleotides. Its product is annotated as potassium channel subfamily K member 15-like. The coding region runs from base 28 to 1359 and encodes 443 amino acids. Gene Ontology annotation, cellular component: plasma membrane. The transcript is spliced from 2 exons. The record is from RefSeq and is a predicted model, not a curated record. NCBI's taxonomy places the organism in Eukaryota, Metazoa, Chordata, Actinopteri, Synbranchiformes, Synbranchidae. Gene Ontology annotation, molecular function: potassium ion leak channel activity; outward rectifier potassium channel activity. Gene Ontology annotation, biological process: potassium ion transmembrane transport; stabilization of membrane potential.